AUGGGCCGCGGACUACGUCAACCAACGACCUCUCAACCAACGACCUCAAACUCUACCGAGACGGCGGACGAUUACGUAACAGCGCAACGCAUUGUCGUUCCUGAGACCCCAGCCCUGUGCAAGUUGAUGUUUUCAUAUGCAUCCGUUAAACGGAGCCUAAACGGAUACGAGCUUGUACCACGCAAGUACAAUUCGGUCUCAACGACUAACCGCGUCAAGAGCGCUGUUGUGUUCCUGCACAGAGAGGCCAAGGUGGAGCUCUCAACAGAACUGAACGCAAUGAUGAAAGAGUACGUCAGCGGCUACAAACGCAAGUUCGCACAACUCAAGGAGAGUGGUGAGUCCCCGACGCUCCUAUUCGGGUACAAUGAAAAAGAGCGGUUUUCGUCGUGGCUGACGAAGACAUGCGCGGCCAAUGAAGACGACAUCGCCGGGUUCCACCGCACUUUGAGCAACCUCCACCACAGCCACCCCUUGUUAUUGCCCCCUGUAUGGCUGUCCGGAUCGCUCGCUCUCCUUGCCUCUGAGGUACUUGGUGGUACCUUGCACAACCCAGUGUCCAAGCUGACGGCGACUGGCAUCCCUCCGCAUAUUCCAUUAUACAACCAGUUGAGGGCACUCGAAUCGAACUUGGGUGCGUUGGCCAAUCGUGUCGACGAAGGGUUUAAUGCCAUCCCCCAUCAACUACGCAUUGUGAUGGACGCAACAAUCAGUAGCACGACAUCAGUGACCAUGGACCAACUACAUACACUCACCGUUCCCGACAAAAACGCCGUCUUCGAGGCCAGUUUCGCGUCGCUGUAUGGCCGGUUAUUCGCCAGUGCCGGCGCCGCACCCCUCGGUAAUCGUCGCAUCAUCGAAAUGAGCUAUCAUACAGUAUAUGACGCCAUCAAUAAGCAAUAA
Molecule: messenger RNA, 903 nt
Organism: Aphanomyces astaci
Lineage: Eukaryota; Oomycota; Saprolegniomycetes; Saprolegniales; Verrucalvaceae
Exons: 6
Coding region: 1-903 (300 amino acids)
Source: RefSeq, a predicted model, not a curated record